AUGACCCACUUGAUCUUUUCCGUGGUGAGAGUUUGUAGGUCGUGGAGGGAGAUUUCCCUUCCGAUCAUUUGGAAACGUUAUCAAGAUUAUGCGCAAUUGGUUGAUGAUGAUUCGAAUAAUAGUGGUGGUGAUGAAGCAUUUUCAAGCCUUUUUCAAAGUAGAAUGGGAAGAAAUUUCAUCAAGAUGAUGUUUAAGGAACAUGUUUAUGAAUUGGCGACUCGAUUGAUUGGGGUAACCAAGAUGGGUGAGGUUAGAACACAAAAUUUGCAUGCAACGAUUACAAUGGAUUUUUGUAAGAAAGAAUAUGAAUGGUUUGGAACUGAAUUGGAAAUGAUAGAGUGUUAUAGUGAAUUCUUUGGGAAGGUGGAAAGUCCUAUUAAUUCAGAUCAAGUUGUUUCUAAUAAUUCCAAAGUAGAAAUUGAGAAGAAAUCAGAUGAAAAGAAUAGUAGUGGUGUUAUGAGUUCAGUUUUACAUUACUUGUCAUCAUUCUUUAAAAAUAACAGUUCAGCAUCAUCGAUUCAAAUUGAAAGGAAACCAAACAAACCAAUGAUCACUGAGGGGACACAAAUUUUCAAAGUAAUCAUGCUUGGUGACUGUUAUGUGGGAAAGACAUCCACUUUGGAGUGUGCCAUUAAGAAUAUUAAUUGUAGACAAAAGGAAGACAUGCCGACCAUUGGAGCUUCCUUCUUGAAACAAAGAUACAAACUCAUUCCCAAUUCCAUCUCUGAAUUGCAAUUGUGGGAUUACAGUGGUCCAGAGAGAUUUGCAACACUAUCUCCAAUAUACUACAGAGGAGGACAUGUAGCAUUUGCCAUGUUUGAUUUAAGUAAUAGUGCACUAACUUUGGAUAGAUUGGAUAGGCACAUCAAAGAUUUGGAACAACACAAUCCAAUGGAAGUGGUAUUAGUUGGAACCAAGUCUGAUCUUGUAACAGAAAAAGAAAGGAAGUAUAGAAAACGUGCUCAACUGUUGGCAUUUGACAAAUUGAAGGGAGGUCUUUAUGUAGAAAUCACUAACACAGACAUCAAGUAUGCUCACAGUCUACUUGUCUAUUCAGCAAUCAUUCUUCACCUUAAAUACUCGAAGAAUAUUAAGAUUUAA
This is a messenger RNA of Naegleria gruberi, 1101 nucleotides long. RefSeq names its product small GTPase. Gene Ontology annotation, cellular component: endomembrane system. NCBI's taxonomy places the organism in Eukaryota, Heterolobosea, Eutetramitea, Acrasida, Naegleriidae. The record is from RefSeq and is a predicted model, not a curated record. The transcript has a single exon. Gene Ontology annotation, biological process: intracellular protein transport. Gene Ontology annotation, molecular function: GTP binding; GTPase activity. The coding region runs from base 1 to 1101 and encodes 366 amino acids.